Trichoderma harzianum CBS 226.95 is the source of this 1097-nucleotide messenger RNA. RefSeq lists its product as hypothetical. NCBI's taxonomy places the organism in Eukaryota, Fungi, Ascomycota, Sordariomycetes, Hypocreales, Hypocreaceae. The record is from RefSeq and is a predicted model, not a curated record. The coding region runs from base 271 to 945 and encodes 224 amino acids. Gene Ontology annotation, molecular function: acyltransferase activity, transferring groups other than amino-acyl groups. The transcript has a single exon.
CAGCUAGCAGUCCGGUAUCAACCCGGUAUGACUCACGCCAAAAAAAAAACGAGGCUGUCUGCAUCUUGAUGACAGAAAAAGUUGCACUUUCUUUGAAUACUUAAACUGGCCCUAAAUCUUCUUUUAUUUUAUUUCUUAAAUUCACUACUCAUACUAUCUGUCUAACAGCCCGAGCUCAAGUCUUCUUGAAGUCUUUUAAUUGGCGUUUGCUGAACUUGCAACAUUUACACUACAUCACUACUCCGUCGAUACCACAGAAACUUCUACACAAUGGCACAGAGCAAUGGCGCUACUGAACUAGAAUGGGUGACGGUCAAAACAACUCUACCGAAACCCUAUCCUCCCAUGUCAGAGCGAGAGCCCAUUCGAACUGAGCGCCUCAUCCUCAGGCCAUACGCCGCCACAGACCUCAAUGACUUCCACCUCCUCCGCAUACAGCCCGAAGUCAUGAAGUGGACAUCACAGGGCAAGCCCGACACAGACCUAGCACAAACCGAAAAAGUCCUCGCAGACAGGCUACCGGGCACCGAUGGUGAAUCAGCUUACGAGUUCGCCAUCUGCUGGGCAGAGACCGGCGAAAUGAUUGGCACGGGUGGCUCUCACAUGCGGGUGGGAGAGCUCGGCUGGCCUGUCGUCGGCUACCUGUUUCGAUCCGAAUUCUGGGGCAAGGGUAUCGCUACUGAAGUUAUGAACGCCAUUCUCAAGGCGUACUGGGCACUUCCCCGAGAAGAGGUCGAGAUCAAGGUGGAGAAGAGCACCGUCGAGGGCGAGAGCGAGCGACAGCCAGAGCGGAUUACUGCGGUCACGCUGGAUAGCAACGGGCCCAGUCAGAACGUAUUGGGCAAACUUGGCUUUAAGCUGGUCAAGAAAUGGGAGGAGGAGGAACCUAAUACGAAAGUGAUGGAGCUGCUCUACGGGUAUGCUGCGCAAACGCCGAAUGCCUAAAGGAACGUAGAGAUGGUGUUGGAGAAAGCCAUAUUCGCAUAUUGCACUUUGGAAGCCAAGCGUCUGCAUAGUUUAUGAUUUAGCGAUAUAGAUAUGACGGAUAAAAGUAAUACACUACUAGAUGGCAACCAAAAAACAAUGCAAGAUAUCCC